CUACACAAAAGUAGUCUCAAUUAAAAACUGCCACUGAUAAAUGAACAGAGUAUAUGUACAAUAUACGAAGUUUCGAAAAUCAUUUUCCAGAUUUUUUUUCCUUUUAAAUUUAUCAUUUCUUCUCGAUUUAAUCUUUCAUUUCGUUGAAUUUCUCCACCCCAAUAAAAUCCUUCGUCUGACCAACAACAGUCAGCUUUCAAACAUUCCUUUACUCAAAUCAAUUUGGAUUUUUUUUUUUCAAUCUAAAUGAUCUUGUACUUUGAUUUUAGUUACUAGUGAAUUUUACUAAAUUUUAAGAAUUGCCCAAAAAUAAAAAAUGGUGAUAACAGAGAUUUCAAUGAUUCAUCAUGUUUGCAUUGUGCUGGUUUUGCUUUGGCUGCUUAAUUCCUACAAUUUUUGCCACCCAGUUGUUUAUCUCAUCUCUUUAAUUUAUUUGUACCAGAUUCAUGAAAGGUAUGCUAUGAGAUUAAGGAGAAAGUUGCAAUUUGAUGAACGAAAAGCAGCCAAUCAAAGAAGGAUACUAACAGAUUCUGAGACUGUAAGGUGGUUGAAUCAUGCUGUUGAAAAAAUGUGGCCGAUUUGUCUGGAGCCAAUUAUAUCGCAGAGGAUUUUCCUUCCCAUUAUACCUUGGUUCCUACAGAAGUACAAACCAUGGACUGUAAAACGAGCAGCCGUUCAACAUCUUUACUUGGGAAGGACCCCACCUUUGUUCACUGACAUUCGAGUACUUUGCGACUCUACUGAGGAUGACCAUUUGGUUUUGGAGCUCGGCCUGAAUUUUUUGACAGGUGAUGAUAUGAGUGCAAUACUUGCUGCAAAACUGAGGAAGAGACUUGGAUUUGGAAUUGUGGCAAAGAUGCACUUGACUGGCUUGCAUGUUGAAGGGAAGGUGCUGAUUGGAGUGAAAUUUCUACGCUCUUGGCCAUUCAUAGGACGAUUGCGCGUGUGUUUUGCUGAACCUCCAUACUUUCAGAUGAUUGUCAAACCACUCUUUAACCAUGGUCUUGAUGUAACAGAAUUACCUGGAAUCGCUGGGUGGCUGGAUAAUCUGUUGGCUGUUGCGUUUGAGGAGACACUUGUUGAGCCCAAUAUGCUAGUUGUUGACAUGGAGAAAUUUGUAUCACCUGAACCUGAAGAGUGGUUCUCUGUGGAUGUGAAAGAACCUCUUGCUUAUGCAAAUGUGGAAGUUGUUGAAGCAGUGGAGCUGAAGGCUUCAGACCUAAAUGGUUUUUCUGAUCCUUAUGUGAAAGGGCAACUUGGUCAGUACAGAUUUAGGACUCAAGUACAGAAGAAAACAUUGACUCCUAAAUGGCAAGAGGAAUUUAAGGUCCCUAUUUGUUCAUGGGAAGGACAAAAUGUUCUAGCAAUGGAAGUUCUUGACAAGGACCGUUUUUCAGUGGAUGAUGUUCUUGGGAAUUGUUCAGUAAACAUCAAUGAGCUUAGGGAUGGCCAUAGGCAUGACAUGUGGUUGCCUCUUCAAAAUGUUAAAAUUGGAAGAUUGCAUCUGGCUAUUACUGUUGUUGAGGCAAUUGGAAAGGGCAAGGAGCAGACAUCUGGAGAGUUGAGGUCAGCGUCGAAGAAAUCAGAAUUACUUCAAAGUGAACAGGCUGAGCAAGGACCUAUCUCAAGUGCUAACCCACAACCAUUUGCUGAUACAUUUGAACCAAUUGAUAUUGAAGGCCAGAAGGAAACUGGAAUGUGGGUCCAUCAUCCUGGAGGCGAAGUUUCUCAGACAUGGGAACCGAGGAAAGGAAAGAGCAGACAGGGUGAUACCGAGAUCCACUCAGUAGACUCACCAAACUCAUCUCUGCUAGUUGACAGUAGUAAUAGUGGUGAUGAAAGUAAGGAAGAUCACAAAACCAAGCGAGGUAACAUAAUUCAAAGGGGUUUUGACAAGGUAUUCAACAGGCAUCAUGAGAGUGAAGAAGAUCAAAUGAAGAGCUCUGAGGUUGCUGAUCCAUCGUUGCAUUCUAAUGUCAAAGCUGCUCACAUUAAAAAGGUCGGGGUCAAUCUUAUAGUGGAUAAAGAUCAUUCUGGAACUCUUUCUGCUGACGGAAAACUUGGAGGGUCAAGUAAUGAGGGAAGUGGAGCUGAGAAUUCAGGCAAGCAUGAUGUGAAAGACAGGGCGAAGAAAAUUUUACAUAGCGCAAAAAAUUCCGCACGGCAUUUGAAGCAGUCAUUUUCAAGGAAAGGUUCAAAGAAAAAGGAACAUGCUUCAGAACAGGAGAUUCCUUUGGACUCUGAUUCCCAGAAAAAGGAAGAUAUUUCAAAACAGGAGAUUCCUUUUGAUUCUGAUUCGUCUGAUGAAGACUCAUUAUCGUCCUCUCUUUAUGAUCAAUCGCUCAAGGGAAUUCCAAUUACUUCAAGCUUCAUUUCAAGAAGUGGUAUUGACGAUGCAGAUCAUUUGGAACUUGUUGAUCAGUUGGAAAAUGUUGAUCAUUUGGAACAUGUUCAGACAAAUGAUCCAGUUAAGCCUAGCCUUGAUGAACCUGUUCGGAAAAGUACUGACAGCCAUAUCAGUGGUUCCGAAGGAGAUAAAGUGUUGCCAGCAAUUGAAACCAAACCAGACCUUUCAUUGGCACCUUGAUUAUUAAUCUCUGUUGCACUUCAUUUAAGCAGCAUCAGACUGAAAAAUACCAAAGGUUUUUCUUUUUUUUUUUUUGGGCGGCAAUAUAUACGACGAUACAGGUUGUAUAAAAAUGUAGAAUCGGUGUUCAUUACAAACUCAUGUAUGUGAAUUUCGCACAUUGCUUGUUACUGUUAUAUUCUAGUGAUUACAAAAUACCAGUGGUACAAACUCAUGUAUGUGAAUUUCGCACAUUGCUUGUUACUGUUAUAUUCUAGUGAUUACAAAAUACCAGUAUACCAAGUA
This is a messenger RNA of Chenopodium quinoa (quinoa), 2872 nucleotides long. Its product is annotated as C2 domain-containing protein At1g53590-like. The coding region runs from base 317 to 2587 and encodes 756 amino acids. The transcript is spliced from 12 exons. The record is from RefSeq and is a predicted model, not a curated record. Lineage: Eukaryota; Viridiplantae; Streptophyta; Magnoliopsida; Caryophyllales; Amaranthaceae. Gene Ontology annotation, molecular function: lipid binding.